Messenger RNA from Zootermopsis nevadensis, 2524 nucleotides. Its product is annotated as 4-vinylanisole receptor. Gene Ontology annotation, molecular function: odorant binding; olfactory receptor activity. Gene Ontology annotation, cellular component: plasma membrane. Gene Ontology annotation, biological process: sensory perception of smell; detection of chemical stimulus involved in sensory perception of smell. The record is from RefSeq and is a predicted model, not a curated record. Lineage: Eukaryota; Metazoa; Arthropoda; Insecta; Blattodea; Termopsidae.
AGUGCCUGUGUGGCACAGAUGUAUAAAAAUUCGUGAUCCUGAAACCGAGAGUCCCAUUUUGCACCACAUUUUUGUUAAAGAUUCUACUGCGGGAAGUUCGUGCUUAUAAAAUCAGAUUUUAAAUAAAAAUUACAGUUUGGUCUGAACUUCUUAAUCGGGUGCCAAAUACAGUCGACAGCAAAGGACCGGGCAUGGUUGACACGUAUUUCCGAGUUCCUUUGUUUCUCGUUAGACUCAGCGGAAUUUCGGUCAACGUGCGAAAAGUUUCCAGACUUAGUUCCGCGUACAACGUAAUUUCGACGGUGUGUUUCUACGUCACUUAUUUAUCCGUCAUAAUGGAUUUUGUGGUCAAGAGAGACGACAUUGAGGAGACGAUGAAGAACGUCAGAAUGUCAUUUGGAAUGGCUGUUCUGUCAUGGAUGCAUUUCUAUCUCAGAUCCAAUAAACAUGAGAUCGAGUACUUGAUUCACCUCACGGAGUCCUUCAAGCCUGAGGAUUUCCCAAACAGAGAUCCUGACACAGGAAAUUUAACAAUGACAGGGUAUAUCCCUCGGGUUAACAAGCUUACGAAAUACGGAUGGCUGUUCGUGGCUGUUUUCCAUGCGAUCCAGUCAGCCCUACGCAUGACGUUAAACCGCUCCAUGAUCUUCACUACCUGGUAUCCAUUCGACGCUUCAGUCAGCCCAGUGUAUGAGAUUGUCAACUUGUCCCAGGUCUUUGCAUCUAUUUUGGCUAUAAGCAUAUGUGUUGGCUUCCCGGGUCUGUACGCUACGUUAGUGUGUGUGGCGUGCAGUCAGCUGGAGAAACUCAAAGGGGCCCUACUGGACAUCAGGCAGACACAUCUCACCUCACAACAGGACUGUGGGGCAGAGACCAAUGGAGAGGAACAUCCCCACACCACUGAGGAAGUGUUUCGACACGAACAAAAAAAACUCAACGACUGCAUACGGCACCAUCAGCGGAUAAUACUGUACAUGACAGCGCUGGAGGAGACAAUUAACUUCGCGUUGUGCGGUCUUUUCCUGCUCUUGUUAGCCGCUCUGUGCUUCAUCGCCUUCUCUGCCGUCACGAGCUGGGGAGAUCUCACGGACGUCUCGCAAGCCCUGGUAAUGUACUGCGUCAUGAUGAGUAUUGUGUUCGUAUUUUGCUGGCUCGGAACUCAACUGUCGGUGCAGGCUGAAAACGUCAGAGACGCGGCCUGGGGGUGCGACUGGGUAGGAACUCCUGUCCCGUUCCAGCGCUGUCUGAUCUUCAUCAUCGCCGCGGCCAACAAGGAGUUUACACUCACGGCUGGCAAGUUUGUUCCAGUCUCCAACAAGACCAUGAUGAAUAUGAUAAACCAGACAGUGUCUUUUUUCAUGUUCCUACUGCACAUGAAGAAGAAAAACGAAGAACCAAAACAAGGAGAAUAAUUUACUGUGGAAACAUAAACGUAGUUAAGGCUUUCCACUUUAUUAACGUAAGCUCUCACGUUCCUAUGCGUUGCUGCUUUUAGAUUUAUCAACCGGGGCUUCAUACUCUGACGCACACAAUAAAAUUAACUGGGUCGUAAGUCCUUGCAUACAGAAAUACAAAUUUCGCAUUCAUAAAAUUAGUCGCAGAGGCUGAAGUUAUUUGGAAAGCCAAGAACUAAUGGUAGUAUAAAUUACAAUUCGAGUUCGUUCUUAAACAGAAGCAUUCCCAGAAAGAAUAAAGCUACUGGAUGAAGUUACGUCUUGUGCAGCGUUAGUUUCACAAACAUAAUCUGUAUUAAAGUUAAUUAAAAGCACUGGAUAGCAUAUAAACUACGACAUAUUUUACUCUAUUUUCCUACAUGCACACAAGUAACCACAAGGAAUAAUGGAUACAUAAAAUAUUUGUGUACAGUUAUUUAUAUUUCACACUAAGAAAAAUAUUACAGGAACUGUAGCACGUGGUAGCAACGACUCUCUUAGAGUAACAACAGACUAUGUCUACAAACGCUUUUUACACCGAGAUCUAUUUUAAUUUUUUUUUUAAAAAAAUUUGCGUUUUAUGAUUCGUAACAGAAUUCUGUCUACAUUCAAGAAAGCUAUUUUGCAAGUUUCCUUUAGUUGGAAGCGAACUCUUUUACACAACAAAGAAAAUAUUAAACGUGUCUAAGAAAAAAUGUGCAUUGCAGGGGGGAACUGAAAUCGUAGAACAGACGUAAAUAAAAUAAUAUGAAUUAAAUGUUUCCAUGAACUUAUAGUAACACUGCCGCAAAAAAAGGUCUUCCUCUGUUAUAUUGACGAUAUAAAGAUCAAUAACAUAAAUGUCUGUUAUAAGAACUUUCCUACCAAAGUCACGCAUAAAACGGAGUAUGGAAGUUUCUACGGCAGUUUGCUGUGAUUCAAGAUUUAAUAGCUCUUCUGUAGAACACAACUUCAAAACUGAAUGUGAAUCAACAUGAAAUGCGCAGAAGACCAACUUGGGGCAGGACACGACAAAACGGAGCGGAGAAUUGCUUCAAAUCUUGACGUCAACUAAGAAAUUUACCACCGGCGCAGUUCGAAAGAUGUGAUGA